AAGUUAUGACACUGGGAUAUAUGAAAGAUGAAAUAGGCCUACAUGUAAUUAAUGCUAUGUUGAACAUACCUAUGGUAUGGAAGGCUGAGUCCGCCAAAAUUAUGACAGGUCAAAUGUCAGUCACGCCAGGUGGAUUACUGUUGUUUAUAUACUUUUUGAACAGGUUCUGUGGACAAACGCUCCCUGACGACCUGUCGUUCACUGAAGACGUCGUUGUGGAAUUCACCACGGACAAUGUCUACGAAUGGACAGGUUUUGCGCUCAAUUAUGUGGUACUCGAGUCAGAAGCUGAUGAUUGGAAUGAAUGGUCUGAAUGGUCCGAGUGUUCGGCGACUUGCGGUACAGGGAGUAUAUCACGUACGAGAACUUGUUCCGGUUCAUACUGCCUAGGCCUUGGCUUACAGGAGACAUCAUGUGGUGAUUUGUCACCGUGCGAAAACCGAUGUGAACCUGCAAUGACUCACACACAAAACUCAAAUGGUGGAAGAAUUAAGUCGCCAGGUUACCCAUUCCAGUACCCGAAGAAAUAUUUCAUCAAUAGAAAAGUAUAUUGUAAUAUCACGAUCGAUGUUCCAGCCGAUAAGAGCGUCACGUUCUCCUUCAACGAUCUUGAUUUCACGUGCUGCGAUUAUGAUUGCAUCUUUGAUAGACUGGUAUUCAUCUAUGAUAAUGAGAAGACCAAGGUGUGUCGUAACGAUGUGUCAACGACUUUGGAGUACGGUAGUGGGACUGUCACUGUUAUAUUUAGAACCGUCAAUAGAGACUACGGAGGCAUAUACAGCAGAGGCUUCGAUAUGCUGUAUACUUUUGAGUAAACUAUCUAUGAUGAACUAUGGAAACGACAAAAUCGGAUGAUAAUCUGUAUAGCCAAUGCAACGAGAAUUAUCACACUUAAGAAAUUAACAUAAUAUUAAUAGAGUAGAUAAUUUGAAUAGUGAGAUAAUAAGAAUGUUAAUUAAACGCCAGCAAUGUUAUUACACGCCUAUUAGCUUAUAUAUAUUCCUUGCGAUUGCGUCAAUGCGAGCUCUAUUAAAUUUAAUCUGAAAUUCAUUUUUACCCCAAACGCUAGCAAUGUUAUUACACGCCUACUGGCUUAUAUAUAUUCCUUGCGAUUGCGUCAAUGCGAUCUCUAUUAAAUUUAAUCUGAAAUCCAUGUUUACCCCAAACGCCAGCAAUGUUAUUACACGCCUAUUAGCUUAUAUAUAUUCCUUGCGAUUGCGUCAAUGCGAGCUCUAUUAAAUUUAAUCUGAAAUUCAUUUUUACCCCAAACGCUAGCAAUGUUAUUACACGCCUAGUAGCUUAUAUGUUCCUUGCGAUUGCAUCAAUGCCAGAUCUAUUAAAUUUUAUCUGAAAUUUUAAUGUUUACACCAAACGCCAGCAAUGUUAUUACAAGGCCCACUAGUAUUCCUAAUACUCGCGUCAAUGCGAGCUCUAUCAAAUUCAACUGAAAAUAUCAGUGAUUGCCCAUAUAUAGAUAUGAUAUUGCAUGAUCAUUCCCGUAUACAUAAAUGUGAUAUAACAACAACUUGCCCAUAUAAUGGGUCACAUAAAAUAGGACUUAAAUUGCUAAAAUAGAACCAAGCGAAGAAGACGACUAGUGCGCUUCCAAUACACUACGUUUGAGCAUAGAGCAAAGAAACAGAUUGAGCUACUUAGAGAACAGUAUUUUAAUUAAACUCAAGUUACGAGACUCCAAAUAGCACAUUGUUGUUUAGAGAAGUGUACUGUAGGCCUACAUUUGAAAUUUACUUUGGGAAUUCUAAAUACAUUGUAAUAAUUAGGUGAUGGUAACUAUUAAAGCUACAAUAGAGAAAUAAAGCAAUGCAUGAGAAAAGCAA
Anneissia japonica is the source of this 1838-nucleotide messenger RNA. Its product is annotated as bone morphogenetic protein 1-like. The transcript has 5 exons. The record is from RefSeq and is a predicted model, not a curated record. Lineage: Eukaryota; Metazoa; Echinodermata; Crinoidea; Comatulida; Comatulidae. Bases 6 to 815 code for a protein of 269 amino acids.